CCGGCCCCGGAAGAGAAGCGGGCUCCCGCUUGGCAGCGCCUCUCUGUGGCGGCGCGGCCAUGGCGGAGGUGCCGGAGGAGGUGCGGCUGUUCCUGAGGCAGCACCCGCUGCUCGGCGUGGCCGCGCCGGGCAAGGUGAGGUGCAGGCUGACCGGCCACGAGCUGCCGUGCCGGCUGGCGGAGCUGCAGGCGUACACUGACGGCAAGAAGUACCGGCGGCUGGCGAGGACCGCCGGGGAGUUUGACUAUGAGAAGUUUGAGCCCCACAUAGUGCCCAGCACAAAGAACCUACAUCAGCUGUUCUGCAAGCUCACCCUCAGACACAUCAACAAGUUUCCAGAGCACGUGCUCUGUCACGUCCAAGGGAAACGCUAUCAGAGGGCCCUGAAAGCAUACGAGGAGUGCCAGAAGAAAGGGGUGGAAUAUGUCCCUGCCUGCUUGCGACAGAAGCAGCAACGGAGGCAGCACCCUGACGACCAAAUGAACGGGAGCAGGCAGCCUCAGAGAGAGGAAGAAUUCUGGGAGCCAAAGUCUCCCAGGACAGAUGAGGAUGGAGAGGGGACAGAUGAGGAUGGAGAGGAGACGGAUGACAGCAUGAGUGAUCUGUACCCACCUGAGCUCUUCCCUGAAAAAAGCCCAGCAGCUCCACAAAACACAGAGGCCAGCGAUGACUUUGCAAUAGACAGCAAAGAAGAUGAGGCCAAGCUGACUGGGGAGAACGGUGUUGUGAACGGUGAGGAUGGUGGAAGAACGGAUGUGAACAGAGCAGCUGGCAAGAGGGGAAAGAAACAGUCAGGCCCUUCAAGGAAAAAAUUCAAGCGUUGUCAUCAGAAACCCAAGAACUUCAGGAAAGCAACCAAUGGCAAAUAAACUUUAAUGAUAAAAA
Cygnus atratus (black swan) is the source of this 885-nucleotide messenger RNA. It is a transcript of the gene SURF2, whose product is annotated as surfeit 2. NCBI's taxonomy places the organism in Eukaryota, Metazoa, Chordata, Aves, Anseriformes, Anatidae. The record is from RefSeq and is a predicted model, not a curated record. Bases 60 to 869 code for a protein of 269 amino acids. The transcript is spliced from 6 exons.